Molecule: messenger RNA, 1597 nt
Organism: Chondrus crispus (carragheen)
Lineage: Eukaryota; Rhodophyta; Florideophyceae; Gigartinales; Gigartinaceae
Exons: 2
Coding region: 1-1428 (475 amino acids)
Biological process (GO): transmembrane transport
Cellular component (GO): membrane
Molecular function (GO): transmembrane transporter activity
Source: RefSeq, a predicted model, not a curated record
AUGGUGGCCCAGGACGACGUCGCCCGUGAACCGGAGGCAGCCCCCCUGCUGCACGCCCAUCCCGCCGAUCCCCCUGCUGCCGCCGCCGCCCCACCCGCCUCCCGCGUCCUGCCCCACCUCCUCGUUUCCGUGCUUCUUUUCGUCACCGCCAUCGCGCUCACCAUCCCUGUUCGGCCGAGGCUCAUCCUCGAUGCUGCCGAUGGCAAUACCCAGCGCGCUUCCGUCUUCUCCGGCUUCGUCGACUGCCUCGUCGCCUUCUUCUCCAUCUUUUCUAGCCCGCUCUUCGGAGCCGUGUCGGAUAUCACGGGCAGGAAACCCAUUCUCGUCAUGUCCCAUUUUGGGGAGCUCAUCGGACUGCUUGUCGUUGCAAGAUUCCCAAAAAACCUCGCCAUUCAGUUCCCGGCAUAUAUGUUUAUCGCUCUCACCAACGCUUACGUCACCACUGCAAACACGAUCAUCGCAGACAUCUCUGCGUAUGAACCCGGUCUCGCCGACGAUGACACCCCCGUGUCCGCCGCCACCAACUACGGAUAUCUUGGUGUCGCCAUAGGAUUUUCCUUUCUUAUCGGUCCCGUUCUGGGUGGCACCAUUGAAGACACUUUCUACCUUGCCUCCAGCUUCCACGUCGCUUCCCUAAUGAUUCUUGCUGCCGUCGUUUACGUCUGCGUUUUUCUCCCCGAGACAAAGCCCUGUGCCGCUGUGGAGGAUCCCCUCCACACGCACCCCGCUUCCCACCCCUCAACCGCUCAAUUUCUCAACGCUACCUUCGUCAAUGUAUCCGCUUCGGCCCUCAAGGUCACCGACGCUAUUCGCGCUACAGAUUUUAAUCCCCUACCUCGCGUCCGACGCAUCUUUUCUGCCAACCCAGCCCUCACAUGGAUCGCCAUUAGUCUUUCGAUGACCUCUAUUGCACAAGGCGGCUUGAAUGCCAUCAUGUUUCUUUACGUUAACGAGCGCUUGGGAUGGGGCACCAAAGAGACUGGCUUGUUUCUUUCUGGCGUCGGUCUAUCCCUUCUUAUCUCCCAAGGCAUUCUCGCCCCCCUCUUCGUACGCUUCCUUGGUGAGGUCACCACCAUCAUCUUUGGGUUUUCAAUGUCGGCCCUGCACUAUUUGGUGUACUCCAGAGCCACGUCCACCUCAAUCAUGAUCAUUGCAAUGUUCUUCGGCAUGUUGUCGUUCGUCAGCGACCCCGCUAUGAAAGGAUUGCUAGCACGCCAGGUUUCAAUAGACUCACAGGGAUCGCUGCAAGGCAGUUUGAGUGCCCUUACCGCGGUAGUACGACCCAUCUCACCAAUAUUUUCAGCCGCGCUCUUCAGUUACGGCAUAUCAAUUGGCAGACCGGGUCUUGUGUUUGAAUUUAUCACCAUCAUCUCAGCCUCAGCUGUGCUGUGCGCAAGGAUCGCUUUCUGGAAACCAGGGCUCAAGUAGAGACCUUACUCCAGAACCAUUAGCCUUACUUUUGUACAUUUACUCGCUUGUCGUUGAUGUGUUUUGGUCCGAAUCUAUUGCAAGUAGGUAGUUUGAAUAGUGACCGAUACCAUAAUACCAAAACACGCCCACCCGUUUUGCGAUUUGAUUAAACUUUCCGAAGUUUUGA